CUACUAUUGGCUGUGAUAUUGUUCACAUUCACAAGGGAGCUCUGGAAAAGCUUGAUGGCGCUUCAAUUGCCCGCCAUUCUUGCUAUGUCAUUUGCCCAUCAUCGAUAUCAGGCAAUACUGCUCGUCUACCAUUCCACCAGCAGCGGCCAGCACGUCUUACAGCGACCGAAGAGCAUACCCUCUUAUCGCACUAUCAACUAUCAUGAAACGCUUACAUACCUUUUGGAAAUCUCCAUCAUCGUUGUGUCCUACUCGUCUUGUAGUGUAAGAUAUUGAAAGUAGAGCUCGACAAGCGACGACGAUGAGA
Desarmillaria tabescens is the source of this 307-nucleotide messenger RNA. RefSeq lists its product as uncharacterized. The record is from RefSeq and is a predicted model, not a curated record. Lineage: Eukaryota; Fungi; Basidiomycota; Agaricomycetes; Agaricales; Physalacriaceae. The annotation marks the transcript as partial. The transcript has 3 exons.